Rosa chinensis is the source of this 513-nucleotide messenger RNA. Its product is annotated as adenylate isopentenyltransferase-like. The record is from RefSeq and is a predicted model, not a curated record. Gene Ontology annotation, biological process: tRNA modification; cytokinin biosynthetic process. Gene Ontology annotation, molecular function: AMP dimethylallyltransferase activity; tRNA dimethylallyltransferase activity. Gene Ontology annotation, cellular component: mitochondrion. NCBI's taxonomy places the organism in Eukaryota, Viridiplantae, Streptophyta, Magnoliopsida, Rosales, Rosaceae. The coding region runs from base 1 to 513 and encodes 170 amino acids. The transcript has 3 exons.
AUGGCAUCCAUGCCUGAAGAUGACAUAGCCAAGAUGGCGACAUCACCCCCGCCGAGUUUUGACGAGUUACAGCUCAGGUGGUUUUCUAGCAUUGUUUCCCUGAGCAAAGUACCGGUGCUUGUCGGCAGCUCCAACUUGUCCUCUCUCUCCCCCUCCCUCGGAUCUCCGAUCUCCACCUUUGGCAUGACGAUGAUGGCAUCCAUGCCUGAAGAUGACACAGCCAAGACGGCGACAUCAUCCCCGUCGAGUUUCGACGAGUUGCAGCUCAGGCGGUACGAGUAUUGCUUUCUCUGGGUCAACAUGUCGUUGUCAGUGUUGACGGUGUACUUAUCGCAGCGAGUGGAGGAAAUGUUCGACUUGGGGAUGUUUCUUGAGGUGGCCGAGUUCUACAAGGAAAACUCUGCAGGUCAAACCAAACUACGAAAGGAAAUCGGAGUGGCGGAGUUCGGUCGGUAUUUUAAAGAGUACCCGCUCCGGUGGCGGAAGAGGACGAUGAUCCUGUGCCCAAAUUAG